GUGUGCCACUUUUGUAAGACUACCGAUUAUACGUCAUAAACAAAAUGAUAGAAUUAUUACGUCUACCAAAGCCUCGUCACGUAACCCUAGGCUUACCCUAGGUAGAGGUUUUAUCGCAUUGUAUUGUCAGAUACCUAUUUCGACGUUAUGCACCGAUCACAACAAAUGUGACCACCCACAGAAUUCUAUACUACCCAUGCAAGUAUUCGGAGUCCCAAGCCAGCAAGCCAGUAGUGGGUCGGUGAUUUAACAUAUACCACGAAAUAAAUACACUAGGACCUAUUUACUUACCUAUCACGUCGAUCCGGGGAUUAGCCCAGACACGUAGGCAAAUGGCGGAGAGAUAAAGAGGGAAAAAAUAGGGCUUUAGUGAAAAAAACGCCACGCAGUGUUUUCAAAAGCCUGACUUAAAAUAGGUCGAAUUCUUUACUAACAAUAUGCUUGUAUGUUUCUAGGGCUUCCGAAGCACAUUCAACUUCAGACGAAGACGAUCUUAUUACAGGGAGAGAAAUUAAGGCUUUAAGUUUUUAUGCAUAUAAUCUUGGAGACCCUGCGCCUGUCAUAUCUCGGUUUUACAUAGUUGGCUUUACCCGAUACCAAGGUCUACAAGCAGAGUGAUUCGGCCAUCUCCAGAAUGAGGUGGCUUUGUUUACAUGGAAGGGGAACCAGCGCACAGAUUUUUGAGAUGCAGACGGUAAGGAUCAGGGAGGCUCUCGGCCGGGAUCACGAAUUCGUGUUUGUUAACGGCACGGUCUCAACCGAACCCGACGUCGGUGCCGAUGCGAUCGCCGACGAGUUUUUCGGCUAUGUCGCCCAUGAUGCAGACCAAGAUCGAGAACUCUGUGACAACAUGAUCGAGUUCGUCGAGAGCCAAGGACCGUUUGAUGGGUUUAUGGGAUUUUCCGAAGGCGGUACUGUGGCCGCGAUGAUGCUUGUAGAAGACGCCAGGCAUGGUUCGUUUGGUGGUAUCAAAUGCGCCGUGUUUUUCUGCGCCGCUUUACCAUUCGAUCCCGACCAGGCCCGAACUGGCGUAAUCCGAUAUAUCGAUCCCGACACGGAUGGGGUUCUCCUGACGAUUCCGACUGCUCAUAUCUGGGCCCAAACUGCCGGGGCACAUGAGAUUAAAGUUCAUCAGUCUCUGACCCAAAUCUGUGAUGAUAGAGUCAGGGAAGUAUUUCUUCACGACCUGGGUCACGAUGUGCCGGGGGCAAAAUCGGACAAGGGGUUAGCUGGAGCUGUCCGAGCCAUUGAACACGUGAUUGAGAAUGCUAUGGACAGUACCAGAUAAUAUGUAGUGCCGGAUGAACAAUAUGUAUUGAGUAGGCCAAGUAUGGAGUCUAUGUAUGUAUGUAUGUAUGUAGGUACGUAUGUAGUAUACGAGGCACCCACAUGAAUGCAACUCAUAAUGACUAUAGGUACCUAAUGUAAUAAAA
Messenger RNA from Daldinia loculata, 1433 nucleotides. RefSeq names its product serine hydrolase FSH. Gene Ontology annotation, cellular component: cytoplasm; nucleus. Bases 635 to 1288 code for a protein of 217 amino acids. The transcript has 5 exons. The record is from RefSeq and is a predicted model, not a curated record. Lineage: Eukaryota; Fungi; Ascomycota; Sordariomycetes; Xylariales; Hypoxylaceae.